This is a messenger RNA of Echinococcus granulosus, 228 nucleotides long. RefSeq lists its product as hypothetical. The coding region runs from base 1 to 228 and encodes 75 amino acids. The record is from RefSeq and is a predicted model, not a curated record. NCBI's taxonomy places the organism in Eukaryota, Metazoa, Platyhelminthes, Cestoda, Cyclophyllidea, Taeniidae. The transcript is spliced from 2 exons.
AUGGCAUUGUUUGGAAGCAUCAGGAUUGGGGAGCUCACCAAAACGAUAUUUCUUUGCUGUAGGAAUCCAGAGCACUCUUCUGAAGUGGAAAAGUUUACUUCAGCGCAGCCCUCUGCAAUGGCUCGCGGUAUACAAUGCACACGGAAAAAAUUGCGCCGUACAAAAGUGCCAAAUUUCCCUCUUUUGGCUCUAAUUUGGCCUGAAAUUUAUAAGGUGAAAGUGAAGUGA